ACUGCCUCACCUGCUGGUAUUAAAUUAACUUGUUAAAUAGACUAUCCAACUGAAAUGAUACGGCAUCACCAAUUUUACAAAAAAACAGAGUAGCCCAGAAAAUAAGCUCCCAAACCAUAACCUUUUUGUCCGCUGAUACUGCUAUUACUAUUACUGCUACAAUGGCAGAACCAGCUCCCAUAACAAAAGAAGAAUUAACAUCAAAGCUAGUUCAAGAAUUGGCUAAAAAAGGUGAUGAAAUACCAGAGGAAUACCUCCAGAAAGAUGGUUUCCCUGAAGCCAUUGACGCCCCUGAUUUGUGGAGGGACAAUCUGCUUAUUGAUUUUUCACUCCUCUCUUCCUCGACACCGGAACGCGCAAAGCUCCGAUCAGCCCUUUCUCAAUGGGGUUGCUUUCAGGUCAUAAAUCAUGGGAUGGAGACAUCAUUCCUUGAAGAGUUGAUUGAAGUUUCUAAGCAAUUCUUCGCCCUUCCCCUGGAUGAGAAGCUCAAGUGCUCUGCAGCAGAUGACGUUUUCCAAGGGUAUGGAAGUGAUUCAGUUUACGCAGGAGCUCAAACAAUCAAUUGGAAUGACAGGCUAUUUCUUACGCUUUACCCUGAGGAAAAGCGCAAGCUCCAACACUGGCCAACAAAGCCUGAGAAAUUCGGGGGAAUGAUAAACGAGUACUCAAAUAAGCUAGCAACCAUGACUGAAGCGAUUUAUAAGGCAAUGGCAAGAUCACUGAACUUAGAAGAAGACUGUUUUUUAAAACAUCAAGGGAAGCACGGGCCAAUAACCGGAAGAAUCAGCCUGUAUCCUCGCUGCCCAUGCCCUGAACGUGUUCUUGGGCUCAAACCACAUUCGGAUGGGGCGACAAUGACAUUUCUCUUGCCAGAGAAAGAGGUCGAAGGUCUCCAAGUCCUAAAGGACGAUCUCUGGUACACGGUACCAGUCAUUCCAGGAGCUUUAUUUGUAAACUUUGGUGACUUAGGAGAGGUGAUGACAAACGGGGAGUUUAAGAGUGUGAUACAUAGGGUGGUAACAAAUGCUGCGAAAGACAGGAUAUCAAUGGCCGCUUUUUGCACUCCAGAAGACGAAAAGGAAAUUGGACCAGUCAGUGAAUUGGUGAGUAUUCAUCAGCCACAAAAGUACAAGAAGUUCAACAUCCAUGAGUUUCGGCAGAUGUUUUUUGAGAACUAUGCGCAAGGGCGUCGGACAAUGGAUGCGUUGAAGCUUUAGUGUCUAAUGUUCUUAGAGUAAAACUCCUUAAAUCAGAGGAAAGUUUCUGGGGAGAGGAGCAAUCAUUAUGGAGCUUCAAAUUGAAUCAGUUCAGUUCUGGAUUGAUGUUCUAUUGAUAUGUGUAUCAUCACACUCUUUAAAGUUGAGAAUUUAACUAGAAGAGUUGAAGAGUUUCAAUUCCUGUCAGCGUUUGGUACGUGUGUGUUUUUGCUUUCAUGAUACUAUAAAACUGCACCACUUAAGCUUCUACGUUACUAGACACAA
Spinacia oleracea (spinach) is the source of this 1481-nucleotide messenger RNA. Its product is annotated as jasmonate-induced oxygenase 4. The transcript has 4 exons. The record is from RefSeq and is a predicted model, not a curated record. NCBI's taxonomy places the organism in Eukaryota, Viridiplantae, Streptophyta, Magnoliopsida, Caryophyllales, Amaranthaceae. The coding region runs from base 162 to 1217 and encodes 351 amino acids.